AUGUCUAACUGCGACAAUUGUGGUGAACGUCCGUCAGCAAAGCAGAAAAUUAAUUGUAAGGGCUGUUCCAAAGCUUUUCAUGCAAAUUGUAUCAAAAUUCAAGAAUCCCAGAUACAGGCCUACAGUUCUGGAGAAUUCAUCUGGCUGUGCGAUAUUUGUAGUGACAAAGUCACCAGUAGUAAAAAUCAACUAUCUCCAAUGGCAGACUUUGAGACUAUGUCUGAAAUACGAGAUACCUUGAAAGCCAUACUGGACCAACAAAAUCAUUUUAUUCAAAAACUGGAGAAACAUAAUACUCAAAUUAAUCAUCUGGAGAGUAAAGAUCUCGAACAUGAGGCUGGAAUACAAGAAAAUAGGGAAAAUAUAGAGAAGCUGGAAUUGAAAAUGAAGACUAUAAUGGAAAAGAAUAACAUUUUGAGGCAAAAGUGUAACAAAAUUCAACAGAAUAGCAUGAAUAACUGUUUGGUAGUCACUGGUGUGCCACAGCCAAAAAAUGAAAACGUUUUUCUAACAACGCAAUUUAUCGGUUCGGCGCUGGGCAUGAGGCUGGCUGAAUCACACAUUGCCAACUCGUAUCGUAUUCAGGGAACUGAUCGGAAAUAUUCCAAUUUGAUCAUUUGUUUCGCCAAACAAUCUUACAGGGACGAAUUUUUGAAAUGUCGUAAAACUAAACGAGAUUUUUCCACUAAAGACUUGGACAUUUCUUUGAAAAAUCUUGUUCGUGAACAUAAUACUAUUUAUGUCAAUGAAUAUUUGACUGCUUAUAAUAAAAACUUGUUUUUGAAGGCAAAAGAGUAUAAAAAUAAUAAUAACAUAAAAUAUCUGUGGAUAAAAAAUGGCAGUAUAUAUAUGCGAAAAUUGGAGGGAACUAGGGCCGUAUUGAUCACUUCUGAAAAUGAUUUUCAUAAAAUCUAA
Molecule: messenger RNA, 915 nt
Organism: Phaedon cochleariae (mustard beetle)
Lineage: Eukaryota; Metazoa; Arthropoda; Insecta; Coleoptera; Chrysomelidae
Source: the annotation of a GenBank genome assembly